Molecule: messenger RNA, 1204 nt
Organism: Tetranychus urticae (two-spotted spider mite)
Lineage: Eukaryota; Metazoa; Arthropoda; Arachnida; Trombidiformes; Tetranychidae
Source: RefSeq, a predicted model, not a curated record
UUUAACAUUUAUUGAGACUGACCAAGCUAAUGUAACUUGUGUGACCUAUUGUGUGAGGAUAGAUCUUGAUAUGUAACUGGAUUCAAUCUUUAAAUCUCAAUAACAUUGAAAUGUCUGAUUUAAAGGUGGAAAAGUUAAGGCCUCGAGUGAGUUAUCAGCAUAAAAUUUUUGUAACAAACACUCGACCACAAAUUGAUGAAAAAAUUAAAAUAAAUUGGCUUUUAAUUCAAUUCUUUACUAAUUGUUCGCUAAAAAGUAAAAUUAUUUGGAAUGUUAGUGUUAUUAUACUGAUUGUAAUUCCUAUUAUUGCUGCUUUAUCCAAACAUAACUUUUCGUUUGAAACAAAUUUGGAUCGUAUUUUGACCUUAAAUGCUUCAUCAGAAUAUUUAUUUUUGUUUUAUCUUAUACUCUUUCAUCAAUGGACCUUCAGAGAAUCAGUUGUUAAUCAAAUAAACCAACUUUGGUCCAACAUAAAUUUACCGGCUAAUCAACGAAUCGAGCGUUUCUUGUUUAGGGAAAGAUCGAUAUGCGUAAUUAUGACCAUUGCUUACAUUUCAUCUGGAUUACUGCAUAAAAUAACGUCGGAAGAACAUCAAUUUGUCGACUGGAUCUCAACACUGAAAAGUGUCUACUCUUUUGUUCAUUUCUUGGCAUUUGCAGUAUUUUAUUGUUGCUUGUAUUUUCAAUUUCUCAUUGAAAUGGUAAUUCUAUUAACUGCUUCAUUUGAUCAUGUUAACUAUCUGGUUGAACUGCAAGUUGAAAAUGGUCCAACUUUGAAUGAAAUUAGAUCUAUUCGUCGUCUUUACUCUGAUAUUGUCCAGUUAACUGAUUAUGUUGCAGAGUCACUUAAAAUUUUCGUUACCUUGAUCUAUUUAAACACGGCAUAUCGUAUUGUUAGCAUUUCUUAUACAAUGUUCAUUAGUGAAUACACAAUUACAACUACUUAUUGGAAAGCCUUGGCCUUUAUCAUCGGACCUGUCCUCGUCUUAUUCAUGACCUUUCGGAUAAUCAAAGUUAAUAUAUCGGCAUAUUCAUCUUUUGAUGAUUAAUAUUCAUUAACGCCUUAUGCUACUACAAAAGAGAUGAAAUUUGAGUUAUUAAUGUUCAUCCAUAGAGUUGCAAGGAAUGAUGUUGGACUGAAGUUUUGCAAAUCAACGCUAAUUGGACCGAACUUUUUCUCAACUCUUUUAACCAUUUGCAUAGC